GUUGAACAACUGUGACAUUGAGUCUAAUUCUCUCUUUAUUUUUGUUUCACAUACUUACCGCCUCUGGUCAUAUAUUAGACCCUGCAGUGCUCUAAAAACUUGUCUUGGGACUUGAACGCCACAACAUUAAGUCUUAAUGUUUGACUGUUAAAAUCUUGGAACAAAAAAAGUCAAAGAAUCCUACGGCUGUAAUAUUGAUAAGAAGAUUGGUCUCACCCUUCAGAGCGGUGUCCGAUCUAACUCUUGGCAAGAAAGCGAAUGAGGAUAUUUUCCACGACUCUUUUGCUAACGAGUUGAGGAGAUACUUAUCGUACCUUUCACCAAUAUGGUUUGAUUUAUUUUUCAGAGCUGCCUCAUCCUCCACUCUGUUUCAUGUCUGUUUCUCCUUAUAACACAUUAGUUUUUUCAAGGAAGGAUUGAGGCAGUAGCCAAACUACGAGCCAUGGCAGCAUACUAUUCACUGGCAUUUAGCACAUUUGGCUCAAACUAACACAAUUUGACAGCUAUUAUUGUUAAAAAUGCUUAUUGUAUGUGUGUGUAUCUUCCUCACCCUGAGUAGGAUGGAAAGGUGGUGUGUCAGCAGGUAUCUUGCCCUUCAUUAUCCUGCAUCUAUACAUCCUUCAUCGAUGGAGAGUGCUGUCCUAUCUGUCUCGUGCAUGUGUGUGCGUGGUUUUAAAGAUGAUGAAAACGUCUGGUCGCCGUGGUCUGAGUGGACCGACUGCUCGGUCACCUGUGGACGUGGAGGGCAGCAAAGAGGCCGGACCUGCAAUGACAUCAAGCCGUCCUGUGCCGGCCCGUCAGUCCAAACCCGCAGCUGCAUGCCCAUGAAGUGUGACCCCAAGGCGCAUCCUGAUGGGAACUGGGGCCUUUGGUCUCCUUGGUCCGGGUGUACCACCACAUGCGGAGACGGCAGCGUCACACGGGUUCGUCUCUGCAGCAACCCCCCGCCACAGAAGGGGGGCAGAGGGUGCACGGGCAGCGCCAUGGAGACGCAGCCGUGCAACAAUACACUCUGCCCCGUUGCUGGAGGCUGGACAAGCUGGACUGAGUGGUCACUGUGCUCAGAGUCGUGCGGCGGAGGUCUUACGAGUCGCCAGCGAGAGUGUUUGAACCCCGCCCCUCAGCAUGGUGGGAAGCCUUGUGCUGGAGACGUUGUGGACUAUGAAGCCUGUAACAAACAACCAUGUCCUCCAGACACAUGUUUGCUCUCAAAUCCAUGUUUUCCUGGAGUGGAGUGCACAUCACACAGCGAUGGAUCAUGGGAGUGUGGACAUUGUCCGUUGGGUUUCAAUGGAAACGGCACUCACUGUGAAGAUGAGAAUGAGUGUGAAGUGGCGAGUGUGUGUGUCACAGAGUGUGUAAACACAGACCCUGGCUUCUACUGUCUGCCCUGUCCUCGUCGCUUUAAAGGCAGCCAGCCGUACGGCCUCGGCCUGCAGGAGGCCCAGAACACCAGGCAGGUGUGCGAGCCAUACAAUCCUUGCAAAGACAACACACACACCUGCCACAAGUAUGCUCAGUGUGUGUACCUGGGCCUGGCCUCCGAGGUUUUGUUCAAGUGUGUGUGCGCUGUUGGGUUCGCUGGCGACGGCUUCCUGUGUGGUGAAGACUCCGAUCUGGACGGCUGGCCCAACACCCGAUUAACCUGCAAACAGAAUGCCACCUAUCACUGUCAAAAGGAUAACUGCCCUACGCUACCGAACUCUGGACAGGAAGACCUGGACAACGACGGACAGGGAGACGCCUGUGACCCCGACGACGACAACGACGACAUCGGAGACGAGAGGGACAACUGCCCGCUGGUGUACAACCCCCGGCAGUUUGACUCCGACCGAGACGGGGUGGGGGACCGCUGUGAUAACUGUCCGUUUGAUAGCAACCCACAGCAGACAGACUCUGAUGACGACGGAGAGGGAGACGCCUGCAGCAUCGACAUGGAUGGAGACGAGGUUCUAAAUGACCGAGACAACUGUCCCUUCGUCUACAACACUGACCAGAGGGACACAGACCUGGAUGGUGUUGGAGACCAGUGUGACAACUGUCCCCUUCUGAACAACCCACUGCAGCUGGACUCUGACAGCGACUUGGUGGGGGACAUGUGUGACGACAACGAGGACAUCGAUGAGGACGGCCACCAAAACUCUCUCGACAACUGUCCCUACAUUGUCAACAGCAACCAGGCCGACCACGACAAGGACGGGAAGGGAGACGCGUGUGACCAUGACGACGACAACGACGGUAUCCCCGACGACCGGGACAACUGCAGACUGGUGCCGAACAGAGACCAGCUGGACACUGACGGUGAUGGGAGUGGAGAUGCAUGCUUUGAUGACUUUGACAAUGACAGCAUUCCCGAUGAGCUGGAUCCAUGUCCACUGAACCAGGAUAUCGGGUCCACCGACUUUAGGAAGUUCCAGGUUGUUUUGUUGGACCCUAAAGGGACCACGCAGUCUGAGCCGCUCUGGGUGAUCCGCAGCCAAGGCACCGAGCUGCUGCAGAUGGCCAACUCGGACCCUGGCAUCGCUUUAGGAUAUGAUAAGUUUAGCGCUGUGGACUUCAGUGUGACAUUUUAUGUGAAUACCAACCGAGAUGACGACUACGCGGGCAUUGUGUUCGCCUACCAGUCCAGUCGACGCUUCUAUGUUGUCAUGUGGAAACAGGUGUCUCAGGCCUACUGGGAGAAAAAGCCGUCCAAAGCUUUUGGCACAGUGGGAGUUUCGAUUAAGCUGGUCAACUCCACCACCGGGCCAGGAGAGUAUCUACGCAACGCCCUGUGGCACACGGGAAACACCAGACACCAGGUCAAAACAUUGUGGCAUGAUCCCAAUAAAAUUGGCUGGAAGGACUAUACAGCCUACCGUAUGCAUCUCAUCCACAGACCCAAGACCGGGUUCAUCAGGGUGGUGGUGUACGAGGGACGGGGCAUUUUAUCCGACUCGGGCGCCGUGUACGACCACUCGCUGGCUGGAGGCCGGCUGGGACUGUUUGUCUUCUCUCAGGAACACGUCCUCUUCUCAGACCUCAGAUAUGAGUGCAGAGAUAACUGAAUUAUUUCCCACCGGAUAUUCAGGAAACUCUUCAACAACCCGCCAGAGAUCCACAUUCAUUUCAGAAAUGCUGAAUACAACUGGGCGACAGAGACACCUGAUCACUAAUUAAUAGCUCCGGUUGGACAAAGGCUGCGACGAUCAACUAGCCAUCAUCUAUCUAUCACCUUUUAUGCAACGGUAUUGAUUUGAGGCUCUCAUUCGCUGUAUAUUACUGUCAGACUCAGACAGCAUCUCUAAUGAUUGUAACUUCUCUUUGCUUUUUAUAUGCAAAUGGUUGUAAAUAAUUAUUUAUUGCCAGAUAUGAAAGGGAGUGAUGGCUGGAUAAAUACAUGAUGGAGUGAGUAGAGAAGCACUAUGCAAUUGUCUGGUGGUAACUUAAUAAUAAUAAGUAAAAACAAUUGCAAUCGUUUUUCUUUUCUGAGGAGCUAUAUUUCACAUAAUAUUGUGGAAAUGUGGUCUCCAGCGCCCCUCAGUGGUGAAAUAAAUAACUUCAACUGAUGAGCGGGAGAGAAGAAAAUGCUGUCAAAUGUUGAGUAAUUUAUAGUAAUGUAUUUAUGUCGUAAGCACACAUGGUAAAAAACAAAGCAUUUUGGAUUAAAUUCAUGCAUUCAAACGUAAGUAAAAGUACAGAGGUAGCUAUUGUCAACAAAGUAUAUUAAAUUAUUAAAACCGAAAGUACAGUAGCCUACAGAAUGGACCCUGUCAGUGUUUUCUGUAACACAUUAAACAUUAACAUCUCCUCUGUAAUAGAAGUACACAGCAGCAGAACAAGGAACAUGGGUGCUGUGUGUAGUCAAGUUAAGUCCAAGUGCACAUCCUGGAAGAACUAGACAAAGAGUAAAUGUAUAUUUCAGGGAAAUAUAUCGAGCCUUUACAAAUAAUUCAUUCAUUGUA
Molecule: messenger RNA, 3944 nt
Organism: Pseudoliparis swirei
Lineage: Eukaryota; Metazoa; Chordata; Actinopteri; Perciformes; Liparidae
Product: thrombospondin-2-like
Exons: 17
Coding region: 519-3047 (842 amino acids)
Biological process (GO): cell adhesion; negative regulation of angiogenesis
Cellular component (GO): extracellular region
Molecular function (GO): calcium ion binding
Source: RefSeq, a predicted model, not a curated record